Molecule: messenger RNA, 2205 nt
Organism: Rangifer tarandus platyrhynchus (Svalbard reindeer)
Lineage: Eukaryota; Metazoa; Chordata; Mammalia; Artiodactyla; Cervidae
Source: the annotation of a GenBank genome assembly
AUGCAUCCUGUUCUUCCCACCAAGUGGUGGAGUCUAUUUUCUCUCUCCUAUCCAGGCUGGCCCUGUUUCUUUUCCUUCACCAAGGGUGUGUUGCAGAAGUGUUGCCAGAUUCAUUCUGACAGCAGCGCCAUGGAGGAGCUCGCCACGGAGAAAGAGGCAGAGGAGAGCCAUCGGCAGGACAGCGUGAGCCUGCUCACCUUCAUCCUGCUGCUCACGCUCACCAUCCUCACCAUCUGGCUCUUCAAGCACCGCCGGGUUCGCUUCCUGCACGAGACCGGGUUGGCCAUGAUCUACGGGCUCAUCGUCGGGGUGAUCCUGAGGUAUGGCACCACUGCCACCAGUGGUCAUGACAAGUCACUCAGCUGCACUCAGGAAGACAGGGCCUUCAGCACCUUAUUAGUGAAUGUCAGUGGAAAGUUCUUUGAAUACACCCUGAAAGGAGAAAUCAGCCCUGGCAAGGUCAACAGUGUAGAGCAGAACGACAUGCUGAGGAAGGUAACAUUUGAUCCAGAGGUCUUUUUCAACAUUCUGUUGCCUCCAAUUAUUUUCCAUGCUGGGUACAGUUUAAAGAAGAGACACUUUUUCAGAAAUCUUGGGUCUAUUCUGGCCUAUGCCUUCUUGGGGACUGCCGUUUCCUGCUUCAUUAUUGGAAAUCUCAUGUAUGGUGUGGUGAAGCUCAUGAAGAUUGUGGGGCAGCUCUCGGAUAAAUUUUACUACACGGAUUGUCUCUUUUUUGGAGCAAUUAUCUCUGCUACUGACCCAGUGACCGUACUGGCGAUAUUUAAUGAAUUGCAUGCAGACGUGGACCUUUACGCACUUCUGUUUGGAGAAAGUGUCCUAAAUGAUGCUGUUGCCAUUGUACUGUCCUCGUCUAUUGUUGCCUACCAGCCAGCAGGGCUGAACACUCACGCCUUUGACGCUGCUGCCUUUUUUAAAUCAGUUGGCAUUUUUCUAGGUAUAUUUAGUGGCUCUUUUGCCAUGGGAGCUGUGACUGGUGUCGUGACUGCUCUAAUAUCCUUUCUUUCCUUGACAGGAGCUGACGUGACCAAGUUCACCAAGCUGCACUGCUUUCCCCUGCUGGAGACUGCACUCUUCUUUUUGAUGUCGUGGAGCACGUUCCUCUUGGCGGAAGCCUGUGGGUUCACAGGUGUGGUAGCUGUCCUUUUCUGUGGAAUCACACAAGCUCAUUACACCUACAACAAUCUGUCAGUGGAAUCCAGAAGCCGAACGAAGCAGCUCUUUGAGGUAUUACAUUUCCUGGCAGAGAACUUCAUAUUCUCCUACAUGGGCCUGGCACUGUUUACCUUCCAGAAGCACGUUUUCAGCCCUGUUUUCAUCAUUGGAGCUUUUGUUGCCAUCUUCUUGGGCAGAGCUGCCCACAUCUACCCACUUUCCUUCUUCCUCAACUUGGGCAGAAGGCACAAGAUUGGCUGGAAUUUUCAACACAUGAUGAUGUUUUCAGGCCUCAGGGGAGCGAUGGCAUUUGCACUGGCCAUCCGAGACACAGCAUCCUACGCACGCCAGAUGAUGUUCACGACCACUCUCCUCAUCGUCUUCUUCACUGUCUGGAUCAUUGGUGGAGGCACAACACCCAUGUUGUCAUGGCUUAAUAUAAGAGUUGGCAUCGAGGAGCCCUCCGAAGAGGACCAGAACGAACACCGCUGGCAGUACUUCAGAGUUGGUGUUGACCCAGACCAAGACCCACCACCCAACAAUGACAGCUUCCAAGUCUUACAAGGGGAUGGUUCAGAUUCUGCCAGAGGAAACCGAACAAAGCAGGAGAGUGCGUGGCUAUUCAGGCUGUGGUACAGCUUUGACCACAAUUACUUGAAGCCCAUCCUCACGCACAGUGGCCCCCCAUUAACCACCACUCUUCCAGCCUGGUGUGGCUUGCUCGCUCAAUGUCUAACCAGUCCCCAGGUAUAUGAGAACCAGGAGCCACUGAGAGAGGAAGACUCUGAUUUCAUCCUGACCGAGGGCGACCUCACCUUGACCUUCGGGGAUAGCGCAGUGACUGCGAAUGGCUCCUCAGGGUCCCACACGGCCUCCAUGAGCCUUGAGGGUGGUCGGAGAAUGAAGAGCAGCUCUGAGGAGGUGCUGGAACGAGACCUGGGAAUAGGAGACCAAAAGGUUUCCAGCCGGGGCACCCGCCUGGUGUUCCCCUUGGAGGAUAAUGUGCGCCUUCCUGCCCAGAGCCCUGAGUGA